AUUCUUGCACAGGCAUGCCGGCCUUCAAAAUCAUUACCCUUGUUUGAGUGUACAGAUCAGUGGUUUGAAUAAACUAAGGAAAAAAAAGGAUAAUGUGAAAAGGGAUUCGGUCUACAGAGAGAGGGUGAGGGAAAGGCCUAAGCCUAAGGAAAAUAAACAUAUUAUCAAAAACAUUUCUGAGACAAUUUUGGACAUGUGGUACUGGUAGUUACAUGGAAUUAGGGAUACUGAAUGUGGUCGUGAUUGUUUUGGUACAAAUUUUACCCGGAAAAGACUAGUAAUUAUAAUUAAAAAAAAACACCUUUGAAAAAGACUAAAUUUAUAGAGUUGAAAAGGAAAGCAAUAAUGGCGACAGCCGAGGUUGAAAAUCUUUCUUUUCACACAUGUGAAACAUCGGGUUGUGAUAAAGAAGCAAAAUUACAAUGCCCUUCAUGCAUCAAGCUACAAAUUCCAGGAUCUUUCUUUUGCUCACAGGAAUGUUUUAAAGGAAGCUGGGGAGUGCAUAAACAAGUCCACAAGAGAGUAAAAGAUCUUCAAAAGAAAGAUGUCAGGCCUUAUAUCCCUUGGCCAGGGUUCUUCUUCACAGGGAAGCUGCGUCCAUAUCCUCGGGGUCCUUUAAGAGAUUUACCAGAUCAUAUAGGAAGGCCGGACUAUGCAGAUCACCCUGACGGUUACCCGGCUAGCGAGAUGGCAGUACGAGGGAACAGUUACAUCAAACAGCUAACCAAGGAUGAAAUAGAAGGUUUAAGGGCAGCAUGUACGUAUGGCAGGGAAGUCCUUGACGUAGCAGCGGCUAUGAUUAAACCCGGCAUCACAACAGAUGACAUCGAUGCCGCUGUUCACCAAGCGUGCAUUGAUAGAAACUGCUAUCCCUCGCCGCUCAACUAUAGGGGAUUCCCCAAAUCAUGCUGCACGUCAGUGAACGAGGUCAUAUGUCAUGGGAUUCCAGAUCAGAGGCCGUUAGAGGAUGGUGAUAUAGUCAAUGUUGACAUCACUGUAUACUACAAUGGUUACCAUGGCGAUUUGAAUGAAACCUUCUUUGUCGGCAAGGUAGACGAGAAGAUGAAAGAACUAGUGAAGGUUACGUAUGAAAGUAUGAUGCAAGCUAUAGAUAUAGUUAAGCCUGGAGUGAAAUAUCGGGAGGUCGGUGCUGUGAUACAGAAGCACUGCCAAGCACACGGUUUCUCGGUCGUCAGGUCAUACUGCGGACACGGCAUACAUAAACUCUUUCACACGGCACCAAAUGUUCCAUUCUAUGCAAAAAACAAAGCAGUGGGAGUGAUGAAGCCGGGACAUGCCUUUACUAUAGAACCGAUGGUUAACAUAGGUGUUUGGAAGGAUAGCCUGUGGCCCGAUGACUGGACAGCAGUGACCACUGACGGCAAAUGGUCAGCGCAGUUUGAACAUACGAUGAUCGUCACGGACACCGGUGUGGAGGUACUGACAGCGAGGGGUGAAGGACAUGGGAGACCUCAUUUCCUAGAUCAGAUGGACUCGUAGUAGGAGUUUUAUGUCUUGGGGUCUAUCUUGGACGAGUCUUCUGCAAUUCUGCUAUUCGGCUUCCGCGAACGGUUAUGCAACCAGGAUCCUAGAUUACCUUUGGGGUAUUUCGUGGAACAAUGGUGAUUUUCACCUGACUAUUUUUUAUAACCCCAUUUCCAAGAUCAGACGGACUCAUAUAGUAGGAGUUUUAUGCAUAAGGGUUUAUCUUGGAUGCGUCCUCAGCGAUUCUUGCAACGCGCCAUGCAGCCAGGAUCCUAGAUUACCUUUGGAGUAUUUCAUGAAACCGACUAUUUUUUAUAAGCUACUGAAAUCCUUGCAUCUGAUUGGCUAUUCCUUUCACGAAAUGUUUCCCUGGUAUUCCUUUGACUAUCACUUCCAGUUGACAGCUAGAAUCUAGUGUGGAUUGCCUUGAUGCGAGUUCGCAUGAUCUUUUUAGGACGAGGGACUCGGGUAAGAUGUUAGAAGACAGUGUAGAUUAAUUAGCAUUGUGACUGCCUCACACAGCAAACUGGCUGGAACGUUCCCUAGGGAAAUAUGCUUUAUUGUGUGUGGCAAAAGUCUGAUUGAAACCUAGGAUGAAGGUAUGAUCUGUAGAGAGCUGAGGUACCUUAUCAAUUUCUUACAGUUCAAGUCCACCCCAACAAUAAUUUGAUUAGGAAAUAUUGAAAAGCACAACACUGAAAUUUUAUCAAAAUCGGAUAUGAAAUAGUAUGACAUUUUAAUUUCGCUUAAUUUUACAGAACACUUUAUAUGCUUAACAUGGAUGAUAUGCAAAUUAGAGAUUAGAACAUUUAACAAACCCACUUUUUCUUUAUUUACUUAUCUUUUUUAUAGAUAUUAUAUUGAGGAUCCUUCUGAUUAAAUUAUAAAAAUUAUUCCAUGUUGUAUAUGAUACAUAGAUAUAUGACAUGUACCUAUAUAAUAGGAACAAAAAAAUUAAAUGAUUCAAAAUAGCGAGUGUGUGACGUGAACCUGCUCUCCCAUUUUUGAUAUCAUCCAUGUUAUAUGCAUAUAACUUUUUUGUGAAAAUAAGCAAAACUUCAAAACACUAUGACUAUCUCAUUUUUCAUCUGAUUUUUAUUAAAAAAUUCAGUUCUAUCCAUUUUAGAAUUUUCUGUUUAUUCACAUAAUUAUUGAUUUUUUUUUUUUUUUUUGGGGGGGGGGUGGGUGUGGACUUGCCCUUUAAGCACAAUAUUAAAAGCAGAUUAUUUUCAUAUGGUUAGGAUCAGCAUCUUUAAUGGACAAGUCCACCCCAACAAAAAGUUGAUUUGAAUAAAAAGAGAAAAAUUUAACAAGCAUAAUACUGAUAAUUUCAUCAUAGUUGAAUGUUAAAUAAGCAAGUUUUGACAUUUCAAAGUUUCGCUUAAUUUCACAAAACAGUUAUAUGCACAUCCUGGUUGGUAUGCAGAUGAGGAGACUGUUGGCAUCAUCCACCAGGCGCGUAGCCAGGGGGGGGGCGGUGGGGGCGGUCGCCCCCCCCAAAACGUCCCCAAAAAGAAAAAAAAAAAAGGGGAAAAGAGGAGAAAAGGAAAAGGGAAGGGAAGGAAGGUAGCUUUGUGUUUUUUUUAAUUUUUAUUCUUUUUUUUUUUUUUCUCAAAAGAGAAAGUCCUUCACUCUUGCUCUAAAUGUAUAUAUGAAUUUUGCUUCCGCGCUGCGCGCGGUUAAAUGACAAUACUGAAGUUCUCCAUUGUUUCCCAACACUGUUUUUCCACCUCAGCUAUAUGUGUUUCUUGCCAGUCACAGUUCAAAUGUAUACAUUAGGGCAUGGAAUUAGAGUAAGGAUAGGCCGAAGUAUAUGAAGUUAUCUUUUUUUUUAUUGAUCGCGCAACUUCUGGUCUGGUCGGCUCCGGGCGUGUAAAAUCUUUAUAUCAAUUUCUGCCGUCACCUCCAUAAGUCAACUUCUCCCGCUUUUCAGCUCAUUACUAAACAACCAUAAUUUUGGGGCAAACAGGUACCUAAUUUUAAAAGAGGAAGGUAUAAAAUUCGUGUCGUAUUAAAUAAAAAAGUACAAUAUUUUUUAUCAAAUUCUAUUAAACUUCAUGUCAUUUCUCUGCACAUUCAUUUUCUGUCCUGUUUUGCGCCCUCAGUUUGAAAUUUUGAAUGACACUUAAGUUUCUUUAUAAUUCAAAAUGAAACGCUUGAGGAUAAGUCAAAGAAAUUAGGCAUCCUUUUUUAUAUAAUUUCAAUAAAUCACAGAAGUUUCAACUUUUUGCGCACUAUUUUCCUUGUAAUGAAGUUCAAUAAUCUUAGAAAAUCAAUUGAAUUAGAGCCGAUGGCGUAUUAGAGAUAUCUGCAUUUGAUGAAACGUCCGCUCUUUGAUAUUCCAGAGUUCCAUUGCUCUGCGCGGGGAGGAAUAUCUUCCUCCCGGCAUAUACACUUCUUUUAAAUAUGUGCACUGUCGCUAAAUUGUUUGUAAUAAAAUCUGAUCUUUCCAAGGGAAGUAUUCAAUAUAUCAUUGAGAAUACCCUUUUCUCUGGACCCUUUACAUGGCCAAAAAAAUUGAUAAAACGCUUCGCGUGGGGUUAUUGUUAUAUUAAUUUCCUCCAUUGUAUUCCUUUUUUGUGCGUUCACAAUCACUUUUGAAAACAAGGUUCAUGAAAACAAGGUUCAAAAUCACAAUAUAAUCAACUGAAUUGGAGCUGAUAUAGGUACUAGAGACAAGAGAGACGGCUCCUUUUCAUUUUAAUUUAUGAAACACCAAAAGCUCCCCCUCCCUGCACCCACCCGCUCUGUAAGUGUUCGCACGCUUCGCGUGCAUUUACCGCCCCCUCCAAAAUGAAAUCCUGGCUACGCGGACUCACUAUUUCUUUCGUAUUUUAAUAUUCUAGUCUUCACCUCAUUGUGAAGUGAAACAACAAUUAAUUCCUCCCUGAACAUGUGUAAUUAGCAUUGUUUAAUACUAUGUGAUUCAUUCAAGUUGAUCCUUAAUAUGAAAUCUGUAAAAAAUGAAAUAUUGUAUAGUUCAAGCAAUAAAAAACAAAAGUACUGAGGGACAUCAUCGACCGUCUUAUUUGCGCGUCACUGAGUUUUGCAUAUCACUGUUUUAUGAAAUAUAAGCGAAACUUUAAAAUGUCAUAACUUUAUUUUACAUCCAAUUUUGAUGAAAUUUUAAGCAUUAUGCUAGUUUGAUUUUUCUCUAUUCACUCAAAUCAACAUUUUUCUGGGUUGUACUUGACCUUUAAUGAUUUGCAUUUUAUUUGUUUCCCUUCCAUUUCAGAAACUUGUUUUAUGACCAAAACAUACAAAUAAUAUUUGCAUUGUUAUGUAGUAAGAAAAGCUGAAACCUGCAGAUGUACUAUUAUAGAAGUUAUAACGAUAUCAUAUUUGAAAAUGUGUAUUUCCAUUGUUAGAAUAAAUGCUGCCCUCAAUCUGUACUAAAUGAACAGAUGUGGACAAUAGUCGAUAUAGGAGACUUCUUUAUAUCAUGAAAUUGAGCAUCAAUUUUUUUUUGUGGAAAAUAUUAUGCUUGUAAUGAAUUAUCACAAUUUUUCAAAGAUGCCCUUUUUAUCAUAUUUGUGGGAGAAAAAUCAUUUGAAAUGUUCAUGUAGUUGUAUGUGGACAUUUUCUUUCAUUUUUCAUACGAUUCACUUUUUUUAGGGAGGGGAGGGAGGUGGUGGUUCUAAAAAAAUGUCAUUUUUUUCAAGCAAUAUUAAUUUCAACGUGAAGAUCUAAUAUACAUGUAGAUUAAAGUUUACAUUUAGUUCCGGUUGUGAAUCGGAGUAAUGGAGCUAAUUGUCUCUAAGUAAUUGCGAAAGAAGACUGUGUAAAAUGCACCUAAGAAUUUGUGUAUGUUGAAAAGCAAUAGAAUCAAUAAAAUACAACGAAAAUUUUUCCGAUGUUCAUGUGCACUGCACACAUAUUAG
Messenger RNA from Lytechinus pictus (painted urchin), 5366 nucleotides. RefSeq names its product methionine aminopeptidase 1-like. The coding region runs from base 346 to 1500 and encodes 384 amino acids. The transcript has 10 exons. The record is from RefSeq and is a predicted model, not a curated record. Lineage: Eukaryota; Metazoa; Echinodermata; Echinoidea; Temnopleuroida; Toxopneustidae. Gene Ontology annotation, molecular function: metalloaminopeptidase activity. Gene Ontology annotation, cellular component: cytosol. Gene Ontology annotation, biological process: proteolysis.